AAUAUAUAUGUCUCUCAACAGCUCGUCCUGUCCUGUGCUCGUGUAACAGCUAACAGAAACCUAUGUGAUGCUUCUCAAAAUUUACAAAAAAAGAAGAAGAAGAAGAGCAGCCUUCCAAAUACUCUGUACUGCCCCUUUUGUACCUCUAUAUCCCAACAAAUUGCUUCCUAGCCGGAUUUUUGCUGUCUUGAAAGAGGGAAAGGAGAUGGUCAUUUUCUGGGACCCGAUUGUCAAGAAGGCCAAGAGAUUGUGGACUGCGUGGGACAUUCAGACCUUGGUACUAUUGAGCCUCACCUUCCAAAUCAUCCUUUUGGUCUUUGGCCGUCGCCGGAGUUACAUUACGGGAUUCUUGAUCAGAAUUACUGUUUGGUCGAGCUACUUAAUGGCAAGCUGGGUCGCUACUGUUGGUAUCGGUAAGCUUAGCGACACUAGCGUUGGCGACCCUAGUUUACCCGAUACAGAAACUUCACUUAAGGCCCUUCUUGCCCCAAUUCUCUUGUUGCACCUAGGAAGCCCCGACACAAUUACUGCCUAUUCAAUUCAAGAUAAUCAGUUGGGGGCGAGAGAAAUAGUUGAAACAGUUGCCCAAGUGGGUCUAGUUAUUUGGAUUCUCAUUAGGUGCUGGACUUACACUAGACUCUCGUUCCUAACCUUGCCAAUUUUUCUCGCCGGGUUCAUCAAAUACGGGGAGAGAGCAUGGGCUUUGAAAUCUGCUCUUGACCAGGAUGCGGACAUGGCCAUUUCGAGGAACGAUGAAGAGAAUACCUUACCCGAGAUGUUUUGCAAAUUACCUAAAGAUAAUCCUGGCGCAGAUCUAAUUCUAAAAGCAUUUUACCGCUUCGACCGCAUAAAACCACAUUUGAAAAAUUGGAUCUACCACUCAUUGUACAUCUCCCGUCCCUCGCUGUCAAUAGACGAUUAUCCACCUAUUAAGGUUUUCAAGAUUACUGAGAUCGAACUAGGAUUCAUGUACAAUGCCCUCUAUACAAAAACACCCAUUAUCUACACUAAGGUAGGUUUUAUGCUCCGUUUUCUUACUUUUGUGUGCAUUGCAUUGACCUUUUCCGGAUUCGCAGUGAUGUUCAGAAAAGACUUCUUGCAUCACAAGAAUGUCACCUUCACUUUUUCAAUGUUGGCUAUAGCCAUGAUCCUUGAACUGGAUUCGGACUCGAAACUGCUCUUCUCAGACAGGGCAGUAGUAUGGGCAAUCAGACACCAGCAUCAACUGCGAAUGGAAAGACUCCUUAACUUUCUAGUCCGAUUCUCUCUGGCAAAGCAAAGAUGGUCGAAUCGCUUGCCUCAGUUCAAUCUCCUUUGUUUUUGCCUCAAGCCCAAUUCGAGGAAUUUAAUGAGUAAGAUCCUGAAAUACUGUCGGCUGGAGGAAGAGUGGAAGAAGCACAGAUUCCUCACAUACAAGGAAAAAGUUCCUAUUCCGCUGCAAGAACUCGUACUCCGCGAGAUAAAGGCGGUGGAAGGUCAACGAGGCUUUAAGCCCUUCACUAAGAGAGGCGAAUGGGCGCUUGAGAGGCAUAAUUUCUAUGAAGAAGUGAAAUCAAGCAUCCGUACUGAUUUCGGCAGGAGUAUCGCCAUAUGGCACAUUGCCACUAGCAUUUGUUACCAACUAGAUGAUGCCAACACAAGUGGAGGAGCUUCUCUCAAGGAAAUGAGCAAAUGGGUCUCGGACUACAUGAUGCAUCUCCUGGUUAAUCUCCCCGAAAUGCUAUCAGUCGCUUCUGGGCGCGUUAUCUAUGAGCAUGUACGCACAGUCAUCAAGGAGCUCCAGGUUUCGACACCGGAAAUGAAGGACGAACAUUCAGCCUGCCAAAUCCUACAAACUGCCCAACUCCCUGACCAUGCUGCCCAAAAGCCGGAAGAUCCCGUGAUUGAACUAGGUUGGCUCAUAUUGCCUGAAGCACAGCAACUCUCAGGGAAAUUGUUGAUGCGAGAGCAAAAAUGGGAAAUCAUCAGCAGUGUAUGGACAGAGAUGCUGUGUUAUGCUGCAUAUAGCUGUGAUUUGGAUAGCCAUGCACAACAGCUCAGGAGAGGUGGGGAGUUUAUUACUCUCAUUUGGCUCCUCCUAGCUCACAAGACAGAUAGGUUCAAUUUCGGCAAGUGUGGUUAGAAAACUCAUUGAUUGAUACAUUACCGCGUUGUAAUUGUAACUAGUUGCGAAUCUUGGAGCCCAACUCACUCGACUUUUUUAGCUCUUCUGCUUUGUCUUCUGCUUGCCCAACUGUACCAUUCUAAUGCAAUGAAGUGAGAUGAUCUAUUUAAGGUUGCAAAUUA
Molecule: messenger RNA, 2286 nt
Organism: Syzygium oleosum
Lineage: Eukaryota; Viridiplantae; Streptophyta; Magnoliopsida; Myrtales; Myrtaceae
Exons: 2
Coding region: 68-2122 (684 amino acids)
Source: RefSeq, a predicted model, not a curated record